Molecule: messenger RNA, 3428 nt
Organism: Ipomoea triloba (trilobed morning glory)
Lineage: Eukaryota; Viridiplantae; Streptophyta; Magnoliopsida; Solanales; Convolvulaceae
Product: receptor protein kinase TMK1-like
Exons: 2
Coding region: 336-3179 (947 amino acids)
Biological process (GO): protein phosphorylation
Molecular function (GO): protein binding; protein kinase activity; ATP binding
Source: RefSeq, a predicted model, not a curated record
UUUUUUUUUUUUUUUUUUUUGGAUUUAUAAUGCUCUGUAUGUUUUAGUACUCCCCCAUUUGCUUUCUCUUUGUGCUCCAAUUUCCUUGGUUGUGGUUAUUUGCAGAGGACCGUACUGUUAGUAGCAGUGUUUAAUUUCUCACUCCUAUCAUCACCCACCCUCUCUUUGCUUUUCCUCUCUGUCUCUUUUUGGGGGCAGCCCCAUGUUAUCCAUCUUCCACACAUUCCAGAUUUGACACUGGGGUUUAAUUUUUUUUCAAGUAAACACCCACAUGUAAACCUAUUAUUGAGUGGGAGUGGAGUAGUGGAGCUUCAGAGAAUCAGAGAUCAUCAUCCAUGGAGGCUGCUCUCCUGCUAAGGCUAAGGCUUGCUGUAACACUCUCUCUCUCUCUUGUUUCAGUUGUUUCUAGUGUGAUGACAGACCCAAAUGACUUGGCUAUUUUGGGUGAGUUUAGGAAAGGGUUGGAGAAUCCUGAGCUGUUGAAGUGGCCUGCAGAUGGGGGUGACCCUUGUGGCUCUCCUGCUUGGCCACAUUUGGUGUGCAGUGAGGGUAGGGUUGAGCAGAUUAAUGUUAUGAAGUUGGGGUUGAGAGGCCCUUUGCCUCACAACUUGAACCAGCUCUCUAGAUUAACACAUUUAAGCCUGCAGAACAACCAAUUCAAUGGAAAGUUACCAUCUUUGAGUGGUUUGUCCCAAUUGCAGUAUGCAUAUUUGGAUUACAACAGCUUUGACACCAUUCCCUCAGAUUUCUUCAAAGGGCUUGUGAAUUUAGAGGUGUUGGCACUUGAUGGUAAUCCCCUAAAUUCCACCACUGGCUGGUCUUUGCCUAAUGACCUGCAAGAUUCAGCUCAAUUGAUUAAUCUUACACUCAUGAACUGCAACUUGGCUGGCCCUUUGCCUGAGUUUUUAGGAAAUAUGUCAUCAUUGGAGGUUUUGUUGCUGUCCAUGAAUCGCCUCUCCGGGGCUAUUCCGGGGAGCUUCAAGGACUCUAUGCUGAAGAUGCUUUGGUUGAAUGACCAGUCUGGUGAAAAGAUGAGUGGCCCAAUAGAUGUAGUGGCAACAAUGACAUCACUCACUAGCUUGUGGCUUCAUGGCAACAGUUUUUCAGGUAAAAUUCCGGAGGGCAUAGGGAAUUUGACUUAUUUGCAGGAUCUAAACCUAAAUACCAAUAAUCUUGUUGGUCUGAUUCCUGAUAGUCUAGUAGAUAUGCCAUUAGACCAUCUUGAUUUGAACAAUAAUCAUUUCAUGGGUCCUCUGCCUAAAUUCAAGGCAAAAAAUGUCACUUGUGAAUCAAACCCCUUCUGUCAAACCCAACCAGGGGCUUCUUGUGCUCCAGAAGUCGUGUCCCUUCUUGAAUUUCUUGAUCAGGUGAACUAUCCAUCAAAGCUUGUUGAAUCAUGGUCUGGAAAUGACCCUUGUGCAGGGCCUUGGUGGGGAUUGGACUGUGAUGCGAACCGAAAGGUUAUCGUCAUAAACUUGCCAAAGUCUAACCUUUCUGGUGCUUUGAGUCCUUCAAUUGCAAACCUUGAUUCCCUUACUCAUAUAUACCUCGGUUCCAAUAAUCUUUAUGGUCCAAUCCCGCAAAGCUGGGCUGGCUUGAAAUCUUUGGAGGUUUUGGAUUUGAGUAAUAAUAACCUUUCCCCUCCUUUGCCACAUUUCAAUCUCCCCUCUAUGAAACUUUUGUUAGAUGGGAACUCUCUAUUCAAUUCUAAUUCUAAUCCUUCUGGAAAAAACAACACCUCCUCUGGUGGUUCAUCAGUGCCUACUAAAGGCUCGAGUUCUAGUGCUGUGGAAAGAAAAAGCUCCACAAAGUCUCGAAUAGCUGUGGUAGUUGCUCCGGUUGCAAGCUUUGCACUUUUGGUCUUUUUGGCCGUGCCAAUGUCUAUUUACGCCUGUAAGAAGCGUAACAACGACAGAAACCUGCAGGCUCCACCAGCCUCUCUCGUGAUUCAUCCCAGAGAUCCAUCUGAUUCGGAUCGUGUAGUCAAGAUUGCAGUUGCAAGCAAUACCAAUGGGAGCGUUUCUUCGUUAACCGGGAGUGGUUCUGCAAGUGUACACAGCGGCGAAUCUCACCUGGUUGAAGCUGGAAACCUAGUCAUAUCUGUUCAAGUCCUACGAAAUGUGACCAAGAAUUUCGCCCCCGAGAAUGAACUGGGGCGGGGCGGUUUUGGCGUGGUGUACAAAGGAGAACUCGAGGACGGAACCACAAUUGCAGUGAAAAGAAUGGAGUGUGGAGUUAUUAGCAGCAAAGCCUUGGAUGAAUUUCAGUCUGAAAUUGCUGUUCUUUCUAAAGUUCGACACCGGCACUUAGUGUCACUUCUGGGAUAUUCAGUGGAAGGCAAUGAAAAAAUCCUGGUUUAUGAGUACAUGCCACAAGGUGCUCUCAGCAAACACCUUUUCCACUGGAAAAGCUCCAAAUUAGAGCCUUUAUCUUGGAAGAGGAGGCUAAACAUUGCCUUAGAUGUUGCUAGAGGAAUGGAGUAUCUACACACUCUUGCUCAUCAAAGCUUCAUACAUAGAGACCUCAAAUCCUCAAACAUCUUACUCGGAGACGAUUUCAGAGCAAAAAUAUCAGACUUUGGAUUGGUCAAACUUGCUCCCGAUGGCGGUGAGAAGUCCGUGGUUACCAGAUUGGCAGGAACAUUUGGCUAUCUAGCACCCGAAUAUGCAGUUACUGGUAAAAUCACGACGAAAGCAGAUGUCUUCAGUUUCGGUGUUGUGCUAAUGGAGCUUAUGACGGGAAUGAUGGCGAUCGACGAGGAUAGGCCCGAGGAAAGCCAGUACCUGGUGACUUGGUUCUGGAACGUGAAGUCGAGCAAAGAGAGGCUCAUGGCUGCAAUUGAUCCGACGCUAGAUGCUAAAGAGGACGCACUCGAUAGCAUCCUAACCAUCGCUGAACUUGCUGGCCACUGCACUGCUCGGGAGCCUAGCCAGCGGCCUGAUAUGGGGCAUGCAGUGAACGUGCUUGCCCCGCUCGUUGAGAAAUGGAGGCCUAUCGAUGACGAUCCAGAGGAGUACUGCGGGAUUGAUUACAGCCUCCCGCUCAACCAAAUGGUGAAGGGAUGGCAGGAAUCCGAAGGGAAGGACACGAGCUACAUGGACCUCGGGGACAGCAAGGGCAGUAUCCCCGCUCGGCCUACUGGAUUUGCAGAGUCUUUUACUUCUGCAGAUGGUAGAUAGACGACAACGAGGUAUGUAUGUAUGUAGUGUGCCGCCGUUAUCCAAUUCUCGAGUUCCGUAGAUGUAUAGAUAGAACCAUCUUCUUGUUGUUUUUGUGAUUGUAUCUCAUUGAUGGGAGAGUGAAAAUUGGAGUUGAGAAGUUGCAGUAUGUGGAGGGAGUGUAGGGUGUGAGUUCCAUGUGAUGUAGAUAUAGAACAAUGGUAAAUGAAAGCAAAUUGUGAGUUUCUUUACUGCUUUUUUACUAUGCAA